This is a messenger RNA of Anopheles merus, 1090 nucleotides long. RefSeq lists its product as uncharacterized. The transcript has a single exon. Gene Ontology annotation, molecular function: protein binding. The record is from RefSeq and is a predicted model, not a curated record. NCBI's taxonomy places the organism in Eukaryota, Metazoa, Arthropoda, Insecta, Diptera, Culicidae. The coding region runs from base 36 to 1088 and encodes 350 amino acids.
UGUGAAUUUCGCUUACCAGUUAAUAGUAUAAAUAAAUGUUUCAUUUUUCAGUGCUCCUUUGGAGUCUGCUAACGUGGCACCAGCUGGAAGCACAUCUAUGCUUCGCGCAGUGUACCAGCGAAACCUUUACAACUUGUUACGUCGGUAUCGCAAAUAUGACCUCGGAUGGAGAGUCUAGAUUAAGGGAGGCUUUUACGACGAGGAAGCAAGUGAGUGUGGAGAAGAUGAUCGUGCCUAACAGUGCUUCGGGACCUUUCUUGCAUAGAUUCAACAACUUACUAGGUUCGGUUGUGUAUCAUAACUAUCGGGAAGCCAUCUUCCAUUUACCGGGCGAUAGCACCAUAACCGAAAUCAUUGUUUGGCGUGCUCCAGUCAUGCGUGCGUUUGAUGCUGGAUCAAACGCACACCUAAAAGUCCUGACCAUUGAACACUGUUCUUUAGCUCAUAUACCGAAAACAUUAACCCAGUUGACCACACUGAAAAGUCUAUCCAUAAGAGGAUGCAAGUUAACAUCGUUUCAAUUGGAUAUGGUGUUAGCAAACCAGAUGCUGACAACCUUGAAUAUGUGCUGUAAUCAAAUACGCCAACUCGUACGCGAAUCUCCCCAGCGACAUUCCCUCAAAAUACUACCGAACCUGGAAUACUUCGUACUAAACAAAAACAAGCUGACACAGUUGGAUUUGAGCUAUUUCGAAUCAUAUCCAAAUCUUACAAACAUUGACAUUUCGUACAAUCAAAUCACAACAGUACUCACCUCGGCUCCUGUCCGUCUGUCUGUUGUGCAUCUGAAUUUAAUACGAAACCAGAUCACUACGUUCAACAUCACCGGCUGCAAUAUGCCAAACAUAACUUCACUGCUCCUCACUGGAAAUCCACUGACGGUUGUUCCUCCGGUCUUUGAAAACUAUCCAAAUAUGCACCUGACAAUGAGUUGGCAUCCGCUUAUAUGCGAAACAUUGCUACCCUUGAAAGUGGAGAUCCUAAGCUCAAAACUUAAGGUGCAGGCGGUCAGUUCUGCCCAAUGUACUUCCUUACAUUUUUUUCUAUCCUUGAAAAUAAUGCAGGAAUGUUGUGGCCAAUCUCUUUGAUG